Molecule: messenger RNA, 2352 nt
Organism: Chironomus riparius
Lineage: Eukaryota; Metazoa; Arthropoda; Insecta; Diptera; Chironomidae
Source: the annotation of a GenBank genome assembly
AUGAAUAAUAUUUUAAGUAAUAUAAACAGCCAAAACUUUCCAAUUGAGCAAAUCAGCAUUAAAAAUGCUAAGAACUGGAGUUGUAAUAUUAGUCAAUCUGCAUUAAUUAUAAUUGAUAAUUUUGACGAUUUAUGCACAUUUAAUAAUCAGACGAAUUUAAAUAAUCGAUUUCCAAAGCAGCUGAAGUUUCUCGUGUAUGUUGAUGAGUUUCAAACUGAUAAUUUUAUAAAUAUGAACUUACCUCAAAAAUUGAGCUAUUUUUAUGGAAAUAUUGCGUUUUUUCAAUAUUUAAUGAUUAAGACUAUUUACCAAACCAUCAGUUUAUUCACAAUAAAAUGGUUCUUACCUCAUAAUUGCAACAAACCUUUUGCAAUUCAAGAAAAUUACUUCGAUUUAAUAACAAGAAGAUGGAAGUGGGACACAGAUUUAAUGGAUAUAAAUUAUCACAAUUUUUAUGGAUGUACUUUACAAGUAGGAUUAUUAUCGAACUUUCGUGAUUUUGGAUAUAAAGAUAAAUUUGAUAGAAAGAUUAAAGGAAGUCUAGUGAGUCUUUACAAAAUAAUUGGAGAAAAGGGAAAUUUCAAACCAAACUACCUUAUUCUCGAUCCUGACACAAAUUCAACAUUUAUACUUGAUAAAUAUUCAAGGAACUUGCUAGACGUUUUUAUUGACAUUAAAUCAGUCGCUGUUACAUCUCAUCAUGUGACGACAACAUUCAAUCAAAUUGAAAUAAUUUUUAUGAUCACGCCAAGUCAAAAGUAUACAAACUUUGAGAAAAUGGUGAUGCCUUUUGAUAGAAUUACAUGGAUUUUUUUGGCCGUUACGUUUUUGAUUGCAUUCUUUGUAAUUUUUUUCGUCAAUCGAUUAUCGUUUAGAUAUCAAGUAAUGAUCUAUGGCGAAGGCGUUAAAAUGCCUGCUUUAAAUAUAGUUCGAACAUUUUUUGGCAUCGGUCAAGCUCGACUUCCAUUCUCAAAUUUUCCACGAAUAAUUCUAAUAUUCUUUGUGUACUUUUGCUUAGUAAUACGAACAGCUUAUCAAGGUGUCUCAUAUUAUAUGCUAACAAACGAUAUAAGACGUCCAGCUAUAACUCAAAUUAAAGAUCUUUUUGAAAAUAAUUAUACGGUUUGCACAAUAAAUUCAGCUGUUUUUACAACAGCAUUAAAAAGGAUGGUUGAAAAUGGAAGCAAAAUAAGCAGUGAAAACUUUCCAAUUGAGCAGAUCAGCAUCAAAAAUCCUAAGAAUUGGAGUUACAAAAUAAACCAAUCAGCACUUAUAAUAGUAAAACGAUUUAACGAAUUAUAUACAUUUAAUCAUCGAACAAUAUUGAAUAAUCGAUUUCCAAAGUUACUGAAAUUUCUCGUGUAUGUCGACGAUUUCUUAACUGAAAAUGCUGUAUAUUUAGAUCUACAACAAAAAUUGAGUUCUUAUCAUGGAGAUAUUGCUUGUUUUGAAUAUAUCAUGGUUAGAAAUAACUAUCAGACUGUAAGUUUAUUAACAAUUGAUUGGUACACACCUGAGAGCUGCAAUAAUCCAAUAGCUAGUCGGAUAAAUCUAUUUGAUUUACUUUCAAGAACAUGGACGCUAAAAAUUGAUUCAAUGACAAAAAAGUUUCACAACUUCCAUGAAUGUACUUUACUAGUUGGAUCGUUCUAUAAAUACUUAAAAUAUGCAUUUAAAGAUAAAAUUGAUGGAAAAAUUAAAGGAAGUCUUGUCAGUCUUUUCAAAAUACUCGGUGAAAAAAGCAAUUUCAUACCAAGUUAUCAACUUCUCGAUGAAGAUUCUUCGUCUAAUCUUAAGAAAGAUUCCAAAUUCAGGUUAAAUGUUUUCAUUGAAAUUAAAUCAGUCGGGGUUACGACUCAUCAUGUGACGACAACAUUCAGUCAAAUUGAUAUGAUCUUCAUGAUCACACCAAGUCAAAAGUAUACAAAUUUUGAGAAAAUGGUAAUGCCUUUUGACUGCCUUACAUGGAUUUUUCUGUUCACUACUUUCUUCGCAGCUUUUUUCGUCAUUUUUUUUGUCAAUCGAUUAUCGAUGAAAUAUCAAGUAAUUCUAUAUGGCGAAGGCGUCAAAAUGCCUGCCUUUAAUAUUGUUGGAACAUUUUUUGGAAUCGGUCAGACUCGACUUCCUAUGUCAAAUUUCCCACGAAUGAUUCUUAUCUUUUUUGUGUACUUUUGCUUAGUAAUACGUACAGCUUAUCAAGGUGUCUCAUAUUAUAUGCUAACCAACGAUUUAAGAAGACCAGUUAUAACUCAAAUUAAAGAUCUUUUGGAAAAUAAUUACACAAUUUAUACAAUUAGUCCGAAGGAGUUUGUUGUACCAUUAAGGCAAAUGAUUGAGAAUGGAACAAAGUAA